Candidula unifasciata is the source of this 507-nucleotide messenger RNA. Lineage: Eukaryota; Metazoa; Mollusca; Gastropoda; Stylommatophora; Geomitridae. The record is from the annotation of a GenBank genome assembly.
GGCUCUAACAAUACCUCCCCGAAACGUUAUGAGAUUCUGGGAAGCAUCAAUUCUUCUGAUGGAAAAGUGGCCCACAAUUUGUUUGGGAAAUGGAAUGAGGCUUUCUUUUGUGGGCACGCCACGUCUGCCAAGUGUAUAUGGAGACCAGGAACCAUGCCUGAGAACUACGAGCUCUACUAUGGAUUCACCAGGUUCGCCAUGGAGCUCAACGAGCUGGAUCCUGACACGGCCAAGUUCCUACCACCGACAGACACCAGGUUCAGACCUGAUCAAAGACUUCUUGAGGAGGGGAAGGUUGCUGAAGCUGAGGCAGAAAAGCACAGACUGGAGAACUCACAGAGAGAUCGUCGCAGGAACCUGGAGGCCAGCGGAGUGGAGCUGAAACCUCUGUGGUUCAAGAAAGUUGAAACCAGUGACAAGUCAGAAACCUACGAGUAUACGAACAAGUACUGGGAGGCCAGGAAAGACCCCGGCUUUGGGCGCAUGUCUUUCAUGCAGAUAUAUUAA